Molecule: messenger RNA, 14904 nt
Organism: Caenorhabditis auriculariae
Lineage: Eukaryota; Metazoa; Nematoda; Chromadorea; Rhabditida; Rhabditidae
Source: the annotation of a GenBank genome assembly
AUGAACGAGGACGCUUCGAAACCACGUCUUCUGCUUCUUCGAGUGCGAUCCGUACUCGUCCGACGGAGCUCGGAGACGUCGCAGAAGCUCUCCAAACUUCAUCGGAGUUUCAGCGCCAAGGUGACGAACAAUGAACGACGUCGGAUGACGUCAUCCAGCUCCAGAAGCUGCACGUCGGCUAGUUCAAGGUAAAUAGGCGGAAAGGACUUUAGGCUUUCAAACAACUUCUCGGUACUUGAAACUUUCUUCGCACUCUUGCGUUUUCCCUGCUAUUUUAUGCUUUUAUGACCUCGCCGGUGAGGAACUAGAGAGUGCAGACAGGUUAGACUGUUUCAAGUCAUUUUAUUCAUUUUUAUUAUGAAAUCCGCGACCGGUAAAACGCAAAAAUUUACUUUCAACGUCUCCUUAGUCAGAAUCAAAUUUAUUUUUUUUUUGAAGUUAACUACUCUUGCUUGACUCCGCCCAUAAAAAAAGUCUUCCAAACCACUUUGACCAUCUUGAAAUUAUUUUAACUUUCUAAUAACACGUUUCUUCCCUUUCUUGAUGUUGACCCUUUCAACUCGUACAAAAAGAUGAAAAGUUUCAAAGGGUGUGUGGAUAAAUAAUUACGCUCCCGGAACUACAAUCAAUUGUAAGUUCGGAAUUGUUUCAUGACUAUGCAGUCUAAUUGCUUUUGCCAUGGUCAAUAAAAACCCAAAAUUUAGAAGGUUUUUUUUAAAAAUCAUACUAGUUCAAAAAAAAAACUGUCCCUAUCGACCAAUUGUUUUAUAUACUUCUGUAACCUGAAAACUCACAACCUCUCCAUUAUCAACUUGUCCAAUUAAGGCUCAGUUUCCCAAAUCUCGCUCUGAAGAAACUUUCAAAGCAGCUGCUAAAAAAUUAAUCAGCCAAUCAGAAAAAAAUGUCCGUUAGGUCGAACAUUAACGUUCUUAAAAAUUGCUAAUGAUCACACUAUAUACUACACUAGACCUUAUCUCUCACGAUCACCCAAAUCGGAGUCUAGUGACUUUCUCAGACGGAAAUAUCUGUUUGGUCCCGCUGAUCAAGUCAGUGAUUGAUAAAAUUGGCUCGGGCGAAAAACGGCCUUCAUGUCAAUACAUAUAUGUUAUCAGCGGCUGAUAAGGAAAUAUUAUUCAGUCGCCCGGCGCUUUCCACCUCAUCGCCUCUAUUAUCAGUGCGGCCUUCUGUUGUACAAACUGAGAAACGGCCGAGGCUCGUCCGGAUGGGCUCAGUUCUGCCGAUGAGCUCCGCGGAGCAAGACAGCUUGGAGCAACUGCCGAAUCGGCCGUCGGAACUCGGCGGCGAGCAGAUUCUCGAGAAUCGCGCCUUUUCGGCGCUGUCGCCAGAGUCAAAGUGAGUGUUUGGGUGAAGAUUUUUUUAAACAGUAUGAAAUAUAAAUUUUGCUUGCAAAAGUUCUUUCAAACUGGAGUUUAUAUUCACUGGCACUUGCCGGAGCGUUCUAAAAAGCAUGGAAGUUUUUUUCAAAAAAAAUUUUUUUUUUCUGUUCAUGAAUUUUCGUUAAUGAUGCUUUUUGGAUGAAUUCCUCUACCGAUAAAUAAUGACGUCAUCCGUCUGAGAUGACGUCAUGAUAAUCAGUUGAAGGGGCAACUUUCCCGAACAUUUCCGGUCCGGGAUUUGUUUGUCCUUGCGGCCAUUUUUUUUUUCUUCCGAACAUCUCGCCACCUUUCUUUUUCUUUCCAUUCAGAGCGUUUUUGCUCUCUUUUUUAAUAUUUUAAACCUACUUUUCAAUUCCGGAUUAGCGAUACCCUUUGAAGUAUUUUUGAAAUUCCAUAUGAUCUUAAUUAUUUUAUUUUGUUCCACGUUCUAUUAUCGAUUAUAAAAGAAUAACUAAAAAUAUCAAAAAAGAAGUUUUAAAACAGAAAAUGGUGCAAACUUUUGACUCAACUAUUUUUGAGUGAGAAAAGAGGUUCAAAAAAAGUGACGUGAGUGAGUCAGGUGAGUCUCCAGUGAGCAAAAAAAGUGGGCGGAGCGAGAGCCCGUUUGAAAAACAACAAACAAAUAAACAACAAAAAAGCGGAAUUUUUACACUGCCUCGGGCGGUUUCGAACUCAUUUUUUCGUUGAAUAUUCCAAAAUAUCAUAUAUUCAGAUUAAAACUUUGUUUUUUAAUGUUCCGCAAGUUCAGCUGAAAACUUUCCGCUUCAAAUUUUUGUCUAUUUUUAUACUGUUUUUGUGAAAAUCUCAGUUAACGUCCGUCCAUUUUUUUCCUGAAGUGAGUUAGUCUCCAUGUUAAGCGAACCUGGAACUUAAUAUUUGGAUAUAUUUCUUAUCAAGACCAAUAAUCUCGAAUUCAAUUUACACCACUCUCUCAAUUUCCUCAAUCCUCUUUCGAAAUGACUUAUUCCCUUAAUGAAAUAUAACUCCCACAUAUGACUCAAUAAACUUUGAUCAUUAACAAAAUAAAAAAAGCUUCAAAACAUACCUUAUCGCAAAAGUUCGAAAACAGAAACAUUCGAUCGCGUCGUUUCGAUUCCCGUUCCAUUCUUUUUUACGUCUUUCGUUUUUGAAGAUAUGCAUAUCGGCGAUGAAAUUGACAAGUUUCGGCGUCGGAAAUCGUUCCGGCUCUUGUUAAUUAAAAGAUUCCUGAAAAGUCUGAGGUAAAACUGUAGAGAACUGUUUGAUAUUGAACAAUUUUAAUUUAAAAAAAAGGACAUAUUCGGAUACGGGGCGCCUAAAGAUCGCCACAAAGCUUUCUCUGACCUACAAUAUUUCGUCGUUUGCUUGCAGCUAGAUAACGACGAAAUAGGGUAUGUCAGACAAAAAGUUGUGGCAAUCUUUAGGCGCCUUCUGUCAGAGUGAUUGAUAAAUUUGGUGUAUACAUAGAAGAUAAUGUCCCUGAAAAUUGAAAAAAAAAAGUCAAACAUCUUGUAGAUGAAUUGCGUUUUUUUGAGUGUUCCAAAAGAAUACUUAAUUCAAUUUAUAACUUGUCUUGCUUCGAUUCACGGUAUGAUUUUCCUAAAAAUAAAAAUCUCUUUGUUGAAAUAUCAAAAUUCGGAAAAAAUACCAUUGAGAAACGAAAGUUGUCUAGCAAUUGAAAAUAUUGAUAAUUAGCCUCCAAUUUGUCAAUUUCCUUGAUUUGAAGCAUAUUCGCUUGUUUUUGAGACAUUUUCAUUUGCAAAUAAAAGUUUGAAACAAAAACUGACCAACAAAAUUUGUAUAAAACUGAAAAUUAUCUUCGAAAUGCGCUCAAAAUAGCACAUUCCUCCAAUUUAAAGGCAUUUUCAAUUGACUUAAAGUGUGUAACGUUACCACUGUCGGAAAAUAAAAAGCAAGAAACAAAAAUAGCAGAAAAAAGAUGAGUGCGCAAAGAAGCUUUUUCUGACGCCUCUCCCUUUUUGGUACACUCUCGCUUCCCCAUGGGGCAAAUCUCAACCAAAUUCAUUAAUUUUUCUUCAUUUUCUUUGGUCUCUCUUUCAUUUCCAAAAUUUCAGGUCCAGUUCGAUAGAAAGGCUUUCCUGCAACGACGAGGACUUUCUCGAUAAUGGACGGUUUUGUUUUCAAAAAUUCAAGAUGGAAAAUUCAAAUUUCAGUAGACAACUCAACGAAGAGAGACGGAAACAGAGCAAAAAAGCAAAGUAUUUCGCUCCAAGGCAUGAUAAGAACAUUUUCAAGGUUUUUUCUUGUAUUUUCUUUUGACUUUUCUUAAGUAUUCUUAAUUUCUAUUCAGAAAAUGCUGCACCCAAGUUAUCACGACAGGAAUCGACACUUCAAAAAGAUAUUCGUACAGAAAGGACGCGUCGAGGAGACGGAUACUUUUUUGGCUUGUAAGUUCCUUUCAAAUGUUUGGAACAUUUCAAGGCGAUUUCAGCCUAUUCAUGUGCGCUCCAGCGAGAUAUCCUCUGCCAAGGACGGAUGUACAUUUCACAGCGAUCCGUGUGUUUUUAUUCGAACAUUUUCGGCUUCGAAUCGGUUCUCACGGUUCCGAUGACCGACGUUUUGGCUAUCACCAAGCAAAAAGCUGCCAAAAUCUUCCCCAACUCCAUUCAGGUACAACUAGAGGCCACUUGAGGAGUUUAAAAUUGCAGUAUGGCUGAAAAAAUUUCAAACCAGCGUUCUGAAAAACAUAGCUCGAAAAUGAAAAAGCCGCAAUACGCUUGAAAAAUGUGCUCCGUGGCUAAUUGGAAACAAAAGAUUUUGCAGUAUCUUUCCUACCAGUUUCUUUUAAACUAAGAAGCUUUAUUUCUGAGUUUCGAAAGGUGUUUCAGGGCAAAAUUUUCAAAUCGUUCAAAAGCUCCAUUUUUUUUUUGAACUUUGAUGUCUUUUAAGCCUUAUCAGGUAAUAUUGAUGUGGUUACAAUUUUUCAUUUACAGAUCAACAAAGCUCAACGAUAGAUCAAAAAUUUCAUAAAAUUCAUAUGAAUUAAGAUUGAACGGAAGUCCGGAGGGAAGCAUUUUUUCGCGUCUUUUGUCAACCGGGACAAAUCUCUCAACGUUCUUCAGACGGUUUUUGACCGCGUUAAUACAGGAAAUGUUGGUUUUUUUUUAAAUCAUGGUCGCACGUGGAAUGGCUUAACUAUUGCAUGAAAGUUUACCCGGACUUGAAACGAGUUGCGCGAGAAUGCAUCGAAAAGCGCGACGCUCUGAGCCAUUCUAGGUGCGGCCAAGUCCAUUCCAAGACGGUUUUCGCUGUCCUCGCUAUCAAUUCCGCUCCGCUUUGCUUUCUUAUCAGUGAACUAUGCGGAAAUUAUUAUGUGGUAUAGUUUUGCCUCGCGUGAUCUUGUUUAACGAUAUUUUUUAUCUUCUUUUUUUGGUUGAGGCAGUGUUGAAAUAUUUGAGUGAUAAGGAAGAUCAUUGAAAUUUUAUGAUUUUUGCUAUUCUUCAAACUCGAUUCACUGAUAGGCUGUGGUAAUAAAAUCGUAGGUUUCUGUGAGGUCUCUUUCUUUUAUACAUUAUUACUCGGCGUUUUUAAUUUCCACUCGAUUUUCGAUCAAAUAGAAGACAUAUCUCUUUAGAAAUGUUUCGAAACAAAAUGUUCCAUCCCAAAAACUUCAACAUUUGAGAACCCCUCGAAUAUUCAAAUUUCAAUAUUGCUGUAAAUCAUGCAAGAAAAGUGUCAAAAGGCAUUCUAGCGGCGAAAUCAACCAAAAAAUUCUUCACACAAACACAUUGAGGCGAUAAAAACGGAAUGGCUUUUUUUCCCAUCGUUCAAUUUGCGUAUUUCAUUUUUCAGCCCAUUUCGCCGGAAGAAUUGUGGGAGAAGAUGAAUAUCGAUUCCGAUAAGGUUCGUUUUCUAUUCUUAUCGAAAAAAAUAAUUGUUUUUUCCGUUCUUAAAAAUCUUUCGGGUUAUUCCUACGAACCCGCACAAAUUUCAAAUUAAUUUCCCUACAGUGAUCACACUAUCCAUUCCCAGACCCUGAUCUCUAUUAUUUUUUUCUUCUUUUUCUGCUUUUGAUCUAUAUUAUUACUUUCUUAUUUUUUUUUUCAUCUAUAUUAUUUUUUCUUCUGCUCAAAGUCAACAAAACUGACGUGAUCACCGUCGUUUCACGUUGUUUGCGCGACUUUUUUUCUGCUAAAGAUUUCUGUUUUUAUUUAUUUAUUCAUUUUCCCUGCUUCUGGAAGGUCCAUUCUUCUUUUCGGAAAGCCAUUUUUCUGAUUAUUUCGUUUUUUUAUUAAUUUUUAUAUAGUUAUUUAAAUAGGCAUUUAGAAUAUCACCAAAUUAGUGGCCACUAGAGUUUUUUUCAGAAGAUUUCAAGUUUUUUUGAGAGGUACCGGACAGAUUUUUCUCUCAACAGAUUUUUUUCCAAAGUAAAAAAAUUUUACUAAUCUAAUUCUCAAAAAUUUCACAGAAAGACCACUUUAGUGAAAACGUGUCUUAAAUGACGACUAUUAUCCUCCUUCAAGUGCCCCCUGGACCUUUUAUCGGUAGUCUUAGAGCGUGAAAGCCAGUGAAUAAUUACACCGAUAGUACUCGAGGGUCCGAACACGAAUUAGCGGGCUCGCAGAGCAACUCCUCUCCUUUCCGCUCCAAACGGAAUUUCGAUUUUUCCUUCCUUCCUGCCCUAGAAACCUGCGCUUCUACGAUGUUUCAAGAAAGUUUUUGUUGAAUUUUGUGGGCGAAGUUGUUUUGAGACAAAAAAAAACUUAUGGUUAUUUCACUUUUCUUUUGAAAAUUUGUACAGGAAUUAUGAUAUUUUGUUUCAGAAACUUUUUGGAAUUUUCCAGAGAUUUCUAAUCUUAGAUGAGAAAAACUGUUUUCUUUUUUUCAAUUUUUUUCAAUUGAAAUAUCAAUUUUCUAAUCACCGAAAAAAAUUCAAUGAAUCAGUUCUAAAUAAAUUAAAAAGAGUCUAAACUGAAAAGGUCCAAAAUUGACGAACGAGCGCCGAUUCAAGAGGAAAAAAGCCAUUUUCUGAAACUUCUGGUUUAUCUUCAAUACACCUUCAGAUUCCUACGAAAUUUCAUAGAGUACUGGAAAAUCUUUUUCUAUACUUCCUAUUUCCUUAAACGUUCCAGAACCCCUCUUCUUGUAGAAUACCUCGAAAUAUAUUCAAAAUUUCUUUUUUUUUUCUCUGUUUUGAGCUGAGAUGUUCGUGCUGGCGGGUGCCACUUCCACUUGUUUUGAUCAACUUCGAUUUUUUUGAAAAAUAUCGAAGUGUUAUUCAAUGGACUUUGAUGAGGAUGGAACUUCAAAAUUCCAAACUUAAAUGAGUCAAAAAUGAGAAAUAAAGAUUGAGAAGAAGGAGGAUAAUGAUAAUAUAUCAACUAAAAUCAGUAUUUGAAGCUUCAAAAGUGAUUCCAAAAUGAUCCGAAAUAGCCUAUUUCAACGACUUUGAGGUUUAAUUCUCAAAAACUAGAAAACUUAACAGGUUGCGAUUAUCAGAACCUGGAACAUAAAAGAGUUUCCUCGCCGAUUUUUCCAUGAACUCCCGAGAGCGAAGUAAAAUGACUUUCCUCGUUGAAAAACCUAACAUUUUUCCGGUUGCGCUUCAAUGAUUCUCUUUUUUUCUGCUUUUUCCUCGUCCGGUCCGUUCUAUUUGUUCCUUUUCUUCUCCUCCUCGCUCGAAGAUGCGCAGGCCCCUCAUUUUUCAAGCCGACUUGCCGCUCCGUAUUUUAGCGCCGAUUCGAGUCGGUCCAAUUCAAUUGGCGACAUUUUUUGACCUAUUUCUUACUGGUUUUGCGGUUAAAAGGCUCUCGGCCAAGCGUCGCGGCUAUUUUCAUCCAUUUUGAAGAUAAUCAUUCGAGAUUUAUGCUCAAAAUUGACUUUUACUGAGGUUGUUGUUUACUUCAGCCGAGUCACAGUUUUUAUUUUGGCGACUCGCCUAUUUUUUUGUCCUCGUCCAUUAGCUAGCCGAUCAGCUUUUUCCUUUGUCCCCCCCGGCUCAGCCACAUAUAUUCAUUUUUUUGUGUUUAUUUUUUUUCGGUUCCGCCUACUUUUUAACCAUGUCGCUGAGAAUCAAAGUAUGGCUCUUUUCCAAGGCUCCGCCCACUUUCUAGCUCUUUGUUUCUCCUCUUAUCAAAUCUGCAUAAUACAUUUAAUUUAAUUAAACCGUCUUAGCCAGAAACUUCUUUUUUGCGACUCGGCUAAUUUCUCGAGCUCCACCCAAUUUCCAAAACCAUUCCAAAAGCGUUUGCGCACAUAUUGACCCAACGACUUUGGACAGUGGUCCGUUUGGAUUCUUUCUUACGGCAAAAAAUGACCUUUUCCUUUUUAGGAGCUAUUUUUAGUCAUACUUGAGGAUUUUUCCGAAUUUAGUCCAUUUCUUAUAUGGACUUCACCCUUUCAAUAAAUAAAAUAAUAUUUCAGGGUUCAUCCUCGAACGCUCCGCCAACACCGAUGGUCGACAGCCCAAUGUAAAUUUCUUUUCAUUAACUUUAAAAAAUGACGUCAAAUGUACGCAUUUUCGAGAUUUGAAAUGACUUGACGUUGAAAAUAAGUUCAUUCCUUCAGCACGCCAACAACGCCGAGCGACGUGAGAAUGAACGUUGAUCAGAAGCGUCCUUCGGACACUUCUCUUGAAGCGGUUCGUCUUUGGAAAUUAAUUGAGCUAUAUUCGAGUGCGUUGUGAGCAUUUCUCAUAGUCAGAAGGUGGCUGGUUCAAGUCCUGUGAGUGCAAUUUUAUUGCGGAAAAUGUACAUUAUGAAGAAAAAUCCCUUUAUCUUUGAUGCUAUGCCAAAGAUAUGCGUUCUAUUAUAUUAAAAUUAAUAUCCUCGAAGCUUCAACCUGUACAAAAUCCUAACUCAAAAAAUAGCGUUUGAACUUUUUGGUUAUCUGCAUAAAGUCGAGGCGACCUUCAAAGCUUCGAUUCUCGAAAAAUAGAAACUUGACAAUUUCAGGUUUAUUAUCCAUUACACCACAGGAUAAUUUGAACCAGUAACAAAGUUUUUUGAAGUAUGAUCGCCAAUACUUUCUCAAUAAGGCAAAAUAUAGUUCUGGAAAAGAAACGCUUGAACUUUCGAUGCUUCCAGGACGACGAUGAAGAAGUUACAUGUCCUUGCGGCGAUCAUGAAGGUCGACUCGUCCUGGACAGUGUCUUUCCGAUGAAUAUCAAAAGACUUCGAGACCUCAUCUUCACAAACAGCGAUUUCUUCGCCAAGUUCAACGAAGAAGCCAAGACGACGGGCUACGCUUCGUCGGAAUGGACUUUCGACAAGGACGGCGUCCAGUCGAGGAGCGUCACCUACACAGUCGCAAUCAAUCAGCCGAUGGCCAAGCAAGUCUUGGCCAAUGAAAGACAGGCAGGGUUUCAAAUACAACUUCAAGCUUUGGAAAGGCGUUUUCGCCGAUCAUAGAGUUGGAAUUUUGGAGUUGUGCCCGCCUUUUCGGCUUAGUCAGCUGCGAGAGACAACCGGAAUCAGAUGGAACGUUAAAGAAAAAACUAGGAUAAGUAGUGAGGUUUUUGAAUUUUCCCCUACGUUGCCAGUUUGUUCGGAGUGAUCGUGAAAAUCUUCAUCUGUUAGUUUCAUUCUCCUUCCGAAGUGUCUUAGACAAAGUAAAGUAUAGAGUGGCGUUCAAGUCGUGGAAUGUCGGGCGCACGAUUUGAAUAAACACAAUCAAUCAAGAAAUUGCUUUUCAGAUCAUCAACUACCUCCCCAAGCCUCUCGACGGCUUCAUCGUCACAAAAGAGUGCCAAAACUCAGGUGUUCCCUACGCUGAGAACUUCGUUGUCAAUGUAAAAUUGAUUUUCGAGAAAUUGAAGAUAACAAAUUAUUGGAAUUACAGUGUACUUACUGUAUCACAAGAGUUGGACGGAAUCAAUGUCGCCUCAAGGUUCAUGGCGGCGUCGUUUUCAAAAAACACACGUUCUUCGUCAUGCGGGGUUCGUUUCUGCUCAUGAAAUUUAGAGAAAUAGUGAAAUGUGGGAUUUUAAAAGCUUAAAGGCGCUAAAGGUUACUGGAAAAAAAUUUUUUCUUUGAGUAGGCACUUAAGAGGUGUUUGCCUCUUUUGAGGGAUCACUUGAGUCAAAAACAGUACUGGUUCCGUCAGAGUCCUUUAUGUCACGAUUGAACUUAAAAAAUCAUGAGAACUAGAGUUCACCAAACCGAUCGUUCGACCAAACGUUCAACCAAUAUUUUCAUGACAUGUUACCAAAAAUAUGAUUGAUUAACAUUUCUUGCUACCGAACGAUUAACAUGUCUCAUGAUUAUGAUCUCUCGUUUUUUCGACAUGUCAACAUUUCAUUUAAAUGAGAGAUCAUUUUGAAUCGAUCGUUCAGUUUUCGAUUGAUCGAAAUGUUGUAUUGAAAAUAUUGGUCGAAAAAAUGAUUGAUCGAAAUGUUGUAUUGAAAAUAUUGGUCGAAAAAAUGAUUGAUCGAAAUGUUGUAUUGAAAAUAUUGGUCGAAAUAAUGAUUGAUCGAAAUUUUAUGCCUAAAAUAUUGGUCGAAAAAAUGAUAGAUCAAAAUUUUGUAUUGAAAAUUUUGUCAAAAAAAAUGAUUGAUCGAAAUUUUUUAUUGGAAAUUUGGUCGAAAAAAAUGAUUGAUCGAAAUGAAUUUUUUUGUUAAAAAGUAUGUUUAAAAACUACUGUUUAAAAAAACCGCUUCUCUUUCAAAUGUUCAUCAUAAUUUCUUUUUUUGAUUUUUUUCGUAAAGAAAUAUCAUCAUCUUUUUUUCUGUUUCUCUGUGUUCACUGGUCCUAAAAAGCAAAAAAAUUUCUACAAUGCCAUAUAGACUAUAACAAAUAAGUUAAAGAAAAAAAUGCAAAACUUUAAUUUGUCGGAAAAAAAUUAAAUAUUUUUCACCUUUUUCACUAGUACUCCGAAAAACCUGCCCCGUGUGAGCGAUCUGUUUUUGAAAAUCGAUCGCUCGGAAUUUCGAUCGAUCAAAAUUUUUAUACUCAAAAUAUUGGUCAAAAAAAUGAUUGAUCGAAAUGUUGUUUUUGAAAAAUAUUGGUUGAAAAAAAAUGAUCGAUCGAAAUGUUGUAUUGAAAAUAUUGGUCGAAAAAAUGAUUGAUCGAAAUGUUGUUUUGAAAAUAUUGGUCGAAAAAAUGAUUGAUCGAAAUGUUGUUUUGAAAAUAUUGGUCGAAAAAAUGAUUGAUCGAAAUGUUGUAUUGAAAAUAUUGGUCGAAAAAAUGAUCGAUCGAAGUGUUGUAUUGAAUAUAUUGGUCGAAAUAUCGAUAUAUCAAACGUUAAAAAUCCAAUGAUUGAUCAUUAAUGGAAGAGAUCAAAAAAACUGAUCUAAUAAACGAUCUCUCAAAAAAUGACAUGUUAAAAUUUGGUUGAACAGUGACAUGUCAAUAGUUUGAUCAAUUGAAAUGGUUGAAUGAUCGGUUUGGUGAACUCUAAUGAGAACCCAUGCAUACAAAUGCGCUUUAGGCUUCAUCGAGAAGAGCACCUAUCAAGGGCUCGAAGAACACUACCACCUGUUGGAGACGAUGCUCCGCGAGCUGCGGCCCAGCGAAGACCUGACGUCUCCGGGCGACGGAGACACCGCCAGCAACGGUUCCGCCGCGAUCGAAGACCCAUCACCGAUGGAGCAAGGAACCGCAACCGUGCAGACCACGCCCAAGACGUCUAGACAGACGACGUCGGCUCGUUCUCCCGCGUCCAAAGUUGCCCAGCCCGACUACCGACGGCAGAUGACCAUCAUCAUCGUCUUGUUGGCGCUCCUGCUCUUUUUCAACUUCGCCUUUGUGGUCUACCUCACGACGACCUCCCACAGCAGGUAUUAACCCGAUCUUAAAAGUCUCAACUGGCGAAAUUCUUCAGGAGCCUGAGCUUCUACAGUGACAUGGUCAAAAGUUUGUCCGAGACGGUGAACGAGCUUGCCAGCAAAGUCGAAGUCGUUCAGAACAACGUAAACGCCAUUCAUGUACCGAGAACCGAACUUUGAAAUAACACAGAUUUUUUUGAAACCUCCCUUGAAUCGAUUUUGAUUCUUAUACUUCUCUAAUUGGAUGGAAUUCUUUUGAGAAUUUUCUGAAAAUUGACGAGAAAAAAGUCUCAACCUGUAAUUCCUACUUUCCAUUCAAAAAAAUUGCUCAAAGCCAAAAACGGUUUUCUGUAAGGGAAUUUUUCUCAGAAAAAGGAAGUUAUAGAGGCUGAAGUUUAUAGAAUCUUUACUUGGUACAUCGAGAAGUAUUCUGGUCAAGUUUCAGAAUUUCUUCCAAAAUCUUUCCUUGUAAGUCUCGAACGGUUCUUACAAGUAGUGUUAGAUUAAAUACUCUCUAGGGACCAUUUCGAUAUACUUCCGCGUGAUACUUACACUUCACUUAUUCUCAAAAUAUCACAUUUUACUCACAAACCGAUUAAUACAUGAUCUCAUCCUUCUUUUAGGCCGGUUCGCCUUGAUUCCGUUUUCUCCGUCCCUUCUUCGCCUAUUUCUUUCCCCCCUGUAUUUAUUCAUUUUUUGUCAUUUUUUGAUCAAUCCUUGUCUAUAUAUCAUUCAAUAAUAUUAUAUGGGUAUUCGAAAUUGUAAAAUUCUUCUUAGAACGCUUUUUUUCCAUAAAUAAUUUGAAAUCGACGAGGAUUUUUGUGGGAGUUCCCAGAAAAACAAAAAGUUGGAUAGUUAAUGAAAAAAAGGAUUAUUAUCUCGUGCAGUUCUUCUUUUUCGGUGAUGAGCUCUUCCGAACUGAAAAAGGUCCAAAAGAGCGAAAAACAACCUUGAAGUUUUGAAACUACGCAGAAAUAAGCGCAAAAAAACGUUACUUUCUUUUUUAAUUUUUUCAAACUUCUGGAAUAGCUUUGAAAUGUUUUUAUCUGGCAAGAAAAAAAGGACAAUAAUUUCUCAUUAUUUUUUUAUCACUUCUACAUCAUUCAUUCACAAAAAAAAAAUUAAAAUAAAAAUAGACCGUUUCGAAAUUCGCCCUUUUUAUUCUUGUGAAGGGAAUCCGAAAAACUGAGUCCAAUAACAAAUUUGUGGCGUGCAAGCCCCGCCUCAAGGAGAAAAAACAACCACGCCUCAUUUCCUCACUCGGAGGUCCAUACAUACCUUUCAAAAUUUUCGUUAUUCAAAUUUCUUAUGAUUGUUGAAAUUUCAGCUUCUCCGGGAGUUAACAAACUUUAGCCUCUUGAAAAUGACUCGGAAUAUCAGCCUCGGGUGAUUGAGCAGUCCCUUUAUUAACAGGAAAAAGUUCCUAAAAAAUAAAAAUUUAUUUUAAACCCUCAAAUGUUAGAAAAUGAGUUUGGGAAGUUAUUCUUUCAGUAAUUCAAUAGAGGACUGCUUUAUCGAACGUUCCAGGCUGGGUUUUCUGAGGUUGUUUUUCGGUGGCCUUAACUUUUCUUCAACGUUUGCUAAAACUUCCAAGUUGAACCUUUAUAGACCCGUUUCCCGACGGAAAACUUCUGAGGAUGAGUCUGGAGCUGAGAAGAAAGAAGCGCUACAAGUUGCUCUACAAGAAUGAAGUGCGGUGCGCGUGCUUGGAGCACAAAGGUCGGCUCGUGUUCGAUACGACCUUCGCGCUCCCUCCCAAGCAGUUCCGCGAGCUCGUGUUCACCGACAGCGAGUUCUUCAAGAAGUUCAACUUGAAAAUGAAUACGACCGACUUCGAAGCAUCCGAAUGGACUGUCGGCAAAAACGAUGUCGAGACGAGGAUCACCAAGUUCAAAGUCGCGAUCAGGCAGCCGGUUGGGCCGCGGAAGUGCCGAGUUGAGGAACGACAGGUGAAUCAACUGAUUUGUUCCGAUUCUUAACGUGAAACUCUCCAGACUCUCACUUACUUGCCUUGCCCAAAUGACGGCUUCUCCGUUCGGAGAGAGUCGAGAGGCUUCGGAUUCCACAGCUCGGACAACUUCUGCGUCAUCGUCAGUUCCAUCAAUCCGAACUUCUUCACGAUAAUCACAACGAGCAUUUUCAGAGCACCCACUGCGUCACAAAAAUUCCUCCUGAUCAUUGUCGCGUGAGAGUUCACGCCGACAUCAUCUACUGGAAGAAGACGUGGAGCAAAGUUCAAGGUCCGUUUUCCCUGACCAGGGACCACUAGAUGCAGUUUCCACGUUUGUUUCGAACUUGGAAAUCGCUGGAAAAGUCUAUGAAAAACUGCGACUGAUCAAAUUGAGGAACAAAUAUCUUGUUUUAUGAGAUUUUGAAAAACAUUCCCGCUAUAGCCAAGGCUCUACAAAAAGUCAAAGGACAAGUUUUACUUGACCAGAGGAUCUAGAACUAUUUAAAGAAGACUUUUAAAUAAGUUAUGGCGCUCCAACUUUGAAAAAAAAAAUCGUAACCAGGAGAGGCUUCGUCGCUGGAAUGCCAUAAGCAUGUGAGCAAAUUUUUGAUAGCCAAACAUUGAUUAAAUAUAUAUCCGAAAAAGAUACAGUAGCUUUUCCGUGACCGACGGAGUUUACUAACUAUCUCAGCCAUCCGUGCUCAAUAGGUUAGUCGAUCUGAGAUGGAUGAUCGCGAAUCAUUCAGUUUUUUGAAUAAUUCUCAAUUAUAGGUUUGAUUCCCAAAGUUGCUCAAAAGAGAGCCCGGAAUUGAGCGUCCAUAACUUUUUAUUCAAGCAUUCUAGGUAACUUUCGAGGCAAGUCGGAGCGAUGAUGAUAUUAUGCAUCUUAAAACCUAGUUUUCAUUUUCAAGUUUAAUUGUAAGCUAAAAUAACUAUCUGAUAAGCGUAUUGGUGAGCAUUUCACUUAUUUAAGAAUACAUCGACGAGAUCACCUACGAUGGAUUCGAGGAAUUCUUCACAAUUUUGGAGGAGAUGCUCCGCGAGGUGCCGGCAGAGCAAGAAGACGACUUCGAGCAGGAGAAAAGCUCUCUUGCAAAGUCAAAAAUGGUCGUCGAAGCUGUUCCGGACGAACCGAAGUCGUCGACGAAAAAAGUGUCCAAGGAACACGUCAAAACUCCUUCGCCCAACUACCGUGCCCAAAUGCGCAUUAUCAUCGCUUUGCUGGUCGUUGGCCUUGGGCUCAACUUCGGACUCCUGGUCCACACAUGGAAGAACAGAAACAGGUAAAAGUCAGACGACUUGUGAUCAAGACAAUUAAAUUCGUUUCGAGCAAGAGAAAUGGCCUUGGAAUGAAUCAGAUUAUAAUCGAGUUCACAGCCAAUUCAACAGUUUUCUCUAAUCUCUAAAAACAUUCAGGCUAUUCUGUCCUUUAUCCAAAAAGCCUUACAUUUUUUCUUUUCAGCGGUGAGGAAUCUAUCGCAGCGACGAUCUACAGUAUGAAGAAAACGGUGGAAGGCGUGACGGACAAGAUCUUCAACAUUCACAAUCAAACCGAGAUCUUUGAAAUUCCGAAGAAGAACACGGUCUCCAACAUCCAGAGACAGGCCAAGAACGUUGACAUUCAGAAUGAGAUGCCUCUCUUUAAAACUCCGAAGCAGAAGAUCUUCAACCUUCAGAGACAAUCCAAGAUCCAUAACAGUCAGAAUCGAGUCUUUUUUUCGGAUCAGACCAGGAUCUUCAACACUCUGAAUCAAGUCUUCGAAAUUCCGAACCCCACCUCGAUUUCCAAAAACCAAGAACAGGCCAAUUUCUUCAAAACGCCGAAACAGACAGAGUUUAUGUGCGAAUUGUAG